Molecule: messenger RNA, 2157 nt
Organism: Blastocystis hominis
Lineage: Eukaryota; Bigyra; Opalinata; Blastocystidae
Exons: 6
Coding region: 1-2157 (718 amino acids)
Cellular component (GO): intracellular anatomical structure
Molecular function (GO): ATP binding; RNA binding
Source: RefSeq, a predicted model, not a curated record
AUGCACAGAACGCAGAGGCCCGCGAUCGAUUUGCGUGCGCUAAAUAGAGAAACGAAUGCUGUGAAAAUUAUUACUCAGUCGAAGCAAAACCCGCUCACUGGAAAGCCCUUCUCGGAUAAUUAUUACAAAAUAUUGGAAGGGAGAAAGAAAUUACCCGUUUUCGAGUUUCUUGAUACACUCGAACAAGCCGUUGAUUCCAAUCAAGUAAUUAUUGUGGAGGGAGAAACAGGAUCGGGCAAAACAACCCAAAUUCCUCAAGCUUUAACGCUUCACUAUUUGUCUAAAAAUCCUGAUUCGAAUAAAAUGAUUUGCUGUACUCAACCUCGUCGUGUAGCUGCUUUGACUGUUGCCAAACGUGUUUCCGAAGAAAUGGACGUUGAAUUUGGGGAGGAGGUUGGUUACACGAUUCGAUUUGAAGACUAUACGAGUGAACGAACAAAGUUGAAAUAUAUGACAGACGGUAUGUUAGAACGAGAAGCAAUGAACGAUCCUUUAUUGUCUCGUUAUUCUAUAAUUUUGUUGGAUGAAGCUCACGAACGAACAUUAGCGACGGAUAUAAUGAUGGGUUUACUGAAAGAACUAUUACCGAAGCGUCCUGAUUUGAAACUAAUCGUAAUGAGUGCAACUCUGGAUGCGGGUCGAUUCCAGAAAUACUUCAACAAUGCUCCUCUUUUCUCUGUCCCUGGCCGAACCUUCCCUGUGGAAUCUUUCUUUACCAACGAAGCGCAGGACAAUUAUGUGGAGGCUGCGAAGGCUUUGGUUCUCAAGAUCCAUCUCAACGAAGCUCCUGGCGACAUUCUGGUCUUCCUCACCGGAGAAAAGGAGAUCAUGGACACGUGCAGAGAUCUCGAAGAAGAGGCGCAGAACAUUCCAGAAGAUAAGGGAAAGCUCUGGGUUCUCCCCUUAUUCUCCUCGCUUCCUCCCCAGCAACAGCAGCUUGUGUUUGAGCCCACGCCGGAAGGAAGCCGGAAAGUGGUGAUUGCGACGAAUAUCGCGGAGACUUCGAUCACAAUCAACGGGGUUGUGUAUGUGAUCGAUCCAGGAUUCAGCAAGCAAAACGUCUAUGAUCCCCGUACCCGAAUUUCAUCGUUGCUCGUAACUCCGAUCAGCAAAGCAUCGGCUCGUCAGCGUGCGGGUCGCGCAGGCCGAACGCGUCCAGGGAAAUGCUUUCAUUUGUAUACCGAAGAAUCGUUUAAGACGCAGUUAUUGGAACAAACGUUCCCAGAAAUCAUGCGAAGCGAUAUCAGCUCUGUGAUUCUCACAAUGAAAAAGCUCGGGAUCGAAAAUCUGGUUCGGUUUGACUUUAUGGAUCCGCCAGCACCCGAAACGAUGAUGCGUGCUCUGGAGAAUCUGAAUUAUCUGGGCGCAUUGGACGAUGAAGGGGAGUUAACGGAGUUGGGAAAUGAAAUGGCGGAGCUUCCGUUGGACCCUCAGCUAUCGAAAGCCCUUCUGAGUUCGAAGGAGUAUGGAUGUGUUCCUGAAAUGCUGACGAUCACGGCCAUGCUCUCCAUCCCUCCCUUCUUUUUACGUCCCAAAGACGAAGAGGAAGACGCGGACGCUGUGCGGUCUUCGUUUUCUCAUCCCGACAGCGACCACAUCGCGUUGCUUCGAGUGUACGAUGCGUAUGUGCAGGAGGAAGAGAAGGAUCGCGAGCAGUGGUGCAAGGAGCAUUACAUCAACCCUCGCAACAUCGCCAAUGCGAUCAAUGUGCGAAACCAGCUGGAAGGGAUCUUGAGCAAGCUGAAAAUCGACGUGACGAACGGAAACCACUUCGAUGACCCCUCGUACGCGACGAACAUUCGGAAAUGUCUCUGCGCGGGGUUCUUUAUGCAGGUGGCGCAUCGCGAAAAGACUGGAUCGUACACCACAAUCAAGGACAACCAGGAAGUGGACAUUCAUCCCUCAUCCGAAGUGAUUAAUAAGCCGAAAUGGGUCAUCUUCCACACAGUCAAGAUGACUUCUAAGAACUUCAUUCAGACCAUUACGGCUGUGGAGGGAGAGUGGCUGAUCGACUUGGCUCCCAAGUACUAUGAUAUGUCAAACUUCCCGCCCGGGUCUGCUCGUGAGGAAUUGCUGGCGAUCAUUCGUCGGAGACAGAUGGGAGAGACGGCAGCAAGUCGUGGAGGAUUUCUAAAUCCUAAACGGAGAAGAGUGUAA